This is a messenger RNA of Dermacentor andersoni, 3406 nucleotides long. RefSeq lists its product as uncharacterized. NCBI's taxonomy places the organism in Eukaryota, Metazoa, Arthropoda, Arachnida, Ixodida, Ixodidae. The record is from RefSeq and is a predicted model, not a curated record.
UGUGAUGUGUCUAUGCAACUGUAGUGUGUAUUUACGCCCCAGAAACCGAUCAUACCUGCAGUUCAGGACCUCUCAAACUUACGCACUCCAUGCACAUUAGUCUGACAUAGCAUAACGUCUACACCGCGUCUGCACCUUUGCAUUCGUUUCGAGUGUUUCGCUGGGCCUGUACCUCCGGAAUUGAGCUGCGCAGUUUCUGAACUUCUCAUGAACCGCCGUGAACUGGUUCACAGCGGUGCAGGCGAAUCGAACAGACCGCGUUUACCGGACAACGCGGCAGGAAUCAAAGUCGAAUGGGUGGAUGAAUGUUAUGAGCAUCCCCUUUGGAACGGGGCAGUGGUUUGCGUCACCCAGCUCUUGCUAUUAUACUGCUUGUCCUACCUAUUUACGCUAACCGCACAGCUGAAUUAAAGUCUGUCUUAGCAGCUAUGUGUAGUAGAAAACCUAAUAAAUGUACAAAAUAUAUAUUAAGGUUACACUUGCGUGCUUUUCAGCGUUGAUUGCGUUCACCUACGGACAUCAGCUGAAUGACAGCUGCCAUUCAACGUUUGAGUGUGCCAAAGUGGACGACCUAUCACGCUGCGAUGCUGGUGUCUGUCGUUGCAAGCCAGGCAACCAUGAAGUGUCGACUCCUUUGGGUCCCAAGUGUCUUUCAGGCACCACGGCCAAGCCACAGUGUGAUGCAGACCGUCCGUGCUCAUCUCACGCAUUCAUCUGCACCUCGUGGGGCAUCUGCGAUUGCCGCCUUCCGGGCUACAAGGCCGAGCUUCUCUUUUCACGUUGGCAGUGCAUUCAGGAUCCCUUCCUGUUUGAAGAUCAGGGCACAGUGACUUUCCUCAAGGUUUCCCCUGUGCCACUACUCAUUGUCGUCAUCAUCGUUGCAUACUUUGGAUACCAGCACAAGGCCAAGGUGUCGCCAUCCCACCGCACAGUGCGUGAAGUGAAUCGGCUGCAGCAGCGGCGCAUUGUACCUCUGUGGCGUGGUGUCACCUUUCACCCGACCACUACUCAAGCCCAACCCCAGCUGUCCUCUUCUUCCACUUUGGCCCGUGCCAUCCCCAGUGUUCCUCAUCCACGGCCCCCGUCGAUUCGCAUCGUUGUUCCACAGCAGCCUGCGGGUGACCUGUCACCUCCGCCGCCUUACCAGACAGUACCAGAUGAAGAAGCGCCUCCAAGCUAUGAUGAGGCCAUGCGCUCCACCCCAGCCGCCAUUGUGGAGCACGUCCUUCCUCUGCUGUCAGACGAGUCACCACCCUUGCGCAGGGGGAAGUCGUAAACGCAUGGACAUCGCUGCGACAUGCAUGUUUUGUGUUUGUUAACCAGGCCCUUUUGUGUCGUGUUCCAUGAAAAGUGGUGUCAGCACUUUAUUUACAGGUGCAGCAAUAUUGUCGAAGCAACUAGCUAAAGUGUAGUCAGCUGAUCAUGGUAUUUUUGCUGUUUAGUGCACUGCUGCCAAAGAUGCUCUUGACUGCUUAUGAUGUAAGUUGCCUUAAUUGCUGAUAUGCUGCUAAGUCGUGGCACAUUGCUUGUCUACUAGAGCUGAAGUUGCUUGCUUUAGCUGAUUCCUGCUGUUCUUUCACUGAGUUGCAACUUGAAUAGAGUGCUGCCCACCGCUCGGCCUGUUGUCAAGAGUCCAUGUUGGUUAACUCAUUCAACCUUCGCUAUAUUCUUUUCAUUCCAUCAUAGAACCACUCUUGUUUGUGUACAUUCUUUGUUAAUUGCAUUCCAAAGACUUUAGUUAGUAAUAUCCAGGCUGGUUCUUGCCAAGUCAUUGUAUCUGGGAGCGUUGUUCACUGAUUCUAGAGGUCAUCUAUUGUUAUAUUUAUUUAAUGUAAUUAGUUGAGUUUGUAUAUAGAACUCUCAGGCAUCCCUAUCUUUGUAAUUUCACUUGUAGCUACCUCCAGUCUCCAUUGCCGGAGAAAUUUUUUUUAAUCACUUAGGGGCUCAUUGCACUUUUUCUUUUGAAAAAGUAUCAUAAUGGUUCAUUUUUUGGGUAUAAGCUUUACUAACAUGUUUAGAACACAGAAAUGUAUCUCUAAGUAGCAUGGAAAAUCUAAUUCAGUAAAGGCGAUGAUGGUAGUAAAGUGUUUAUUGGGCCAGAGAUAGGCUUGUCAUAAGCCAAAAAUUAACAAUCGCUUAUGAGGUCUUCAAUAUUCCUUAAGGGACUAAUACCUGUGCUAUACAGGCCUUUUUAAUGCCACCAACCGCCAAGGGCAUUAAGUUUCUUAAUUCUAUUAUAUCUGAAGUCGCUGCUACGUGCUCAAUUUAAGUCAUAUGGAAUGCUGUGAUGACGAUAGCUGUAGUGAAUACAAUAAGCUUGUUUACCAGUCCUAAUCGUCAGUCCAUCAAUAAAAGCUAUGUAGCUAGCAAAAGUUCUGUGAAAUGCCACUAAAUAAACUCACAAGCAUUUCUUAUAUAAAAUUAUUACUUCAGGAAUCUUUUUGUCUGUAACCAUUACUUGGGAGUGACUGUGCACACAACAGCCGUAUCAUGAGAAUGUGCUAUGUCACUAAUGACAUUAAGUUUUAAUGCCAUUAAGUAAGCCCGUGUGGCACCAUGCAAAUGCCAUUAAAUUUUAAGGCAUUCAGCGACUAAUUAAUUUUUUUGUGCCUGUGCAGCACGGGUAUAAUUGCGGCAAUUCUUUUCUCAAUGACUAUUCAUUCUAAGCAUUUUAGAAAUUUCCUGCUGCCAGCUAGUCUUAUGGUAUUGCUGAAAACAUUGCUUAACAUUCUCUUUAUGCAGAACUUACAAAUCUUUACGAAAUGGGGCCUGUGGAAUCGCUAUUCUUUGUGUAGAAAUUUAUAGCUAAUAGUUCCGGCGUCAUUUUAAAAUGUGCUUUUAUAAAUUUCUUUCAAAAUUGCUGUUCACAUAGGACCUGAACUAUGUAACAGGUUCAUCGUUGUUCUUCAUAUCAUGAUUUUUGUAUAACAUUAAUUUCAUCCUUUACAAGCAGUGGCAGCCAUAACUUCAAAGUUUGCAUAUUGGUGAUAGACACACAGGCAAAAAUACACAACUUAGCCUUACAUGCUUGCUUUAAGCAAGCCUCAGCAUUUACCAGUACCAAUGGGCAUUGUUUUUAUGCUUACCAGUAGCAUGCAAUCUAAAAUUUACUAAGAUGUUAGGUUUAGUGUUAACUUGAUCUUGGCUGCUUUAAAUUCAAUUCAUUCAUUUUUGGUGUCCCUUAACAGGGGACGUAUUCUCGGUCAGUCAAUUUUGUCAAUACUUUCAUCAACACUUGACACGAUAGUAAAGGGGCCCACUGACAUGAAACACUAAAUUAGGUUAGAUUGAUAAUGUACUCUUUCGAACUCCUGUUUUUAUUAAUUUUGUUGUAAGAAGUUGAUUACUGGAAAAGAAAAUAAAAACCAAACUGGCAUUUUUUUUUUAUUUGUGCCAAACCCCGUUG